This is a messenger RNA of Coregonus sp. 'balchen', 23746 nucleotides long. The record is from the annotation of a GenBank genome assembly. NCBI's taxonomy places the organism in Eukaryota, Metazoa, Chordata, Actinopteri, Salmoniformes, Salmonidae.
AUGGCCCUGUUCUGCAGAACCGCAGCACUGCUCUUGAAGCCAGGAGCUCUCUCCUCCACUCUCUCUGUCGCUCGUCAAUACAGUGCGGGUAAGAGGUUACUGCUAAUUUCAUUUUAGAAAAGCAUUGCCGUUUGCAGUGCCUUUAUUUUUUACUAGUGCCUCUACCACAAAGUCAUGGAGCUAGUUACGUCAUUACAUGUGCGACGCUAGAUGCUUUGCAGAUGGGUCCAUGCUACUCGGAAUCCUUGGGACGUCCCUGGGUAUGGUUAAAGUGAUAUUACAUUUACGUCAUUUAGCAGACGCUCUUAUCCAGAGCGAUUUACAGUUAGUGAGUGUAUACAUUUCAGGAUUCUACUUCCCAAGAGUCAGAUGAACUCGUGGAUACCAUUUUUAUGUCUGCGUGCAAUUUGAAGGAAGUUUCUAACUAGUACUAGCACAAUUGCCAAGUCAUUACUACGGAUUUUGGCAAAGGCAGAUGAACUGGUGGAUUCCAUUUUUAUGUCUCAGUCUCAGUGUCCAGUAUUAAGUCAUUGCGCUAAUGCUAGUUAGCAUUGGCUCGCAAAACGACCUCUAACUUCCUUCAUACUGGACACAGAGACAUAAAAAUAGUAUCCACGAGUUAAUCUGCCUUCGGGGAAGUAGAUAAAGGGCAUUAUUGCCAAAAUCCCGAAGUAUACCUUUAAGGUUAGGGUUUAGGGUAGGGACAUCCCAAGGAUAGAUAGCACUAAGUGUUUCAGAUUGACAAAGAGGAAGAGGAGAAACCAGAGGAUUUACCCCGCCCUAAAAUCUGUCAGCGUGAGAUAAACCCUUUUAUGUAUGGGUGUCAAAUUAGGUGAGGCUUAUUUGAUCGAAUAUACGUUUUGCAAUGAACUGAUAUAAGUGGAUGCACUUGGCUUUCCUGUGUCAGAUCUGACUGCCUACUGAAUCUGACUGACAGUCUUGCCGAUAGAUACACACGGCGAGGCGUGGCUUAAAAUCCCAAUGUCGUUGCCUACUCGAGGCGCCCGGCCGUCACUGACGCUCGUUUACCAAGUACAUCGGGCCGUUUCCGUCAACCGGAAUUCAGCCGACUUUGCCGGCAUCUUACCAGAAUCCCCCCAGAAGCGGCCCCGAUGCAAAUUUAAAGAAAUGUAUAAAAAAUUUCCCGAUUUUAGUAAUUUUAAAUAUUACUAUUAUACAUUUUAUACAUACAAAUGAUACCUAUCCACAAAGUUUUUAAUGCUGAUCAUUUGCCUAUGCACAAAGUAUCAAAAUACUAAAAUACUACUUAAACAGGACUCUUAAAGAAUUUAAUUUAAAUUAAAUGUUUUGAUCACAGAAACAAUUAAGUAGUUUGAUUUUGUCUAUUUAAGCUUUCUUUCUUUUUAAGCUCUAGUAGGCAUUCAGUUUUCUCCAUCACUCCUCCAAGGUCUGGUCACUUCUCACUCGCUCUCUCCUUUUUCUCCCUCCAGCUCUGUCAGGGGCUAGCUGCAUCGAUCGUUUUAUGGUAUUUUUCUAUCUCCACAUCAGGAACUUCAGAAUGGCUGCCACGCAGCGACGUAUAUGAUGAAUAUAAUACUAAUUUGAAGAAAGCUGGAAUGGUACUCUGGGUCAGAUUGUGGCUUGGUUGAUUACCUUUCAGCAAUGCAUGUAAUGAUCAAAUCAAAUCAAAUUUUAUUGGUCACAUGCGCCGAAUACAACAGGUGCAGACAUUACAGUGAAAUGCUUACUUACAGCCCUUAACCAACAGUGCAUUUAUUUUUAACAAAAAAAGUAAAAAUAAAACAACAACAAAAAAAGUGUUGAGAAAAAAAAGAGCAGAAGUAAAAUAAAGUGACAGUAGGGAGGCUAUAUAUACAGGGGGGUACCGUUGCAGAGUCAAUGUGCGGGGGCACCGGCUAAUUGAGGUAAUAUGUACAUGUGGGUAGAGUUAUUGUAUGACAAGAUAAUGAUAUCUUGUCAUACAAGGUUAUUUUUUAAGUCUUGAUCUGAAAGUUGGCCCUCAACUCUCCUCAAGUCUUCCAGCGAGGACAUUGGAAGUUGAAGGUCUGUCAAAUCUGAAACCUGAUCAAGGGUUGAUCUGUUCGCCUGGAGCUUUUGCAGCUGAGGCAAAAUCUGCUUUUGCUGUUGCUUAAUCAUUUCUAUGGAGGUUAGGAUCUCAUGAAGAAUUGCUGAAAAAAUACAAAACAGAACACAGUUGUGUUUUAUCCCUCACAUCCUUUCAGUAGUUAAAGUUUAUAAAAGAUAAUAAAGAUAAAUAUAAACAACAUAAUCAACACAAUCACAUUAUACAAGCAUUUACAUACUGAUGUUACAAGAAAACAAUUUCUCAGCUCUGGCAUCCAACCAAAAUGCAGCAGAUUUAUAUAUUAUGUUUGUAAAAUACAAUCAAGUGUCUGGCAAUAUCUGUUAGAUUGCAGCUGUUAACCAAAUCCAAUCCAAUUUUAUUUGUCACAUACACGUGUUUAGCAGAUGUUAUUGCGGGUGUAGCGAAAUGCUUGUGCUUCUAGCUCCGACAGUGCUGUAAUAUCUAACAAUUUCACAACAUAUACCUAAUACACACAAAUAAGGAAUGGAAUUUAAGAAUAUAUACAUAUAUGGACAAGCAAUGACAGAGCAGCAUGGACUAAGAUACAGUAGAAUAUUAUAGAAUAGAAUACAUUAUAUACAUAUGAGAUGAGUAGUGCAAGAUAUGUAAACAUUAUUAAAGUGACUAGUGUUCCAUUUCUUAAAGUGGCCAGUGAUUUCAAUAUGCAGCAGCAGCAUCUAAUGUGCUAGUGAUGACUAUUUAACAGUCGAUGGCCUUGAGAUAGAAGCUGUUUUUCAUUCUCUUGGUCCCAGCUUUGAUGCACCUGUACUGACCUCGCCUUCUGGAUGAUAACGGGGUGAACAGGCAGUGGCUCGGGUGGUUGAUGUCCUUGAUUAUCUUUUUGGCCUUCCUGUGACAUCGGGUGCUGUAGGUGUCCUGGAGGGCAGGUAGUUUGCCCCCGGUAAUGCGUUCGGCAGACCGCACCACCCUCUGGAGAGCCCUGCGGUUGCGGGCAGUGCAGUUGCCACACCAGGCGGUGAUACAGCCCAACAGGAUGCUCUCAAUUGUGCAUCUGUAAAAGGUUGUGAGGGUUUUAGGUGCCAAGACAAAUUCCUUCAGCUUCCUGAGGUUGAAGAGGCUCUGUUGCGCCUUCUUCACCACACUGUCUGUGUGGGUGGACCAUUUCAGUUUGUCAGUGAUGUGUAAGCCAAGGAACUUGAGGCUUUCCACCUUCUCCACUGCGGUCCCGUCAAUGUGGAUAGGGCGGUGCACCCUCUGCUGUUUCCUGAAGUCCACGAUCAUCUCCUUUGUUUUGUUGAUGUUGAAUGAGAGGUUAUUUUCCUGGCACCACACUCCCAGAGCCCUCACCUCCUCCCUGUAGGCUGUCUCGUCAUUGUUGGUAAUCAAGCCUACUACUGUUGUGUCGUCUGCAACCUUGAUGAUUGAGAUGGAGGCGUGCUUGGCCACGCAGUCAUGGGUGAACAGGGAGUACAGGAGGGGGCUGAGCACGCACCCUUGUGGGGCCCCAGUGUUGAGGAUCAGCGAAGUGGAGAUGUUGUUUCCUGCCUUCACCACCUGGGGGCGGCCCGUCAGGAAGUCCAGGACCCAGAUGCACAAGGUGGGGUUCAGACCCAGGGCCUCAAGCUUUGAUGAGCUUGGAGGGUACUAUGGUGUUGAAUGCUGAGCUAUAGUCAAUGAACAACAUUCUUACAUAGGUAUUCCUCUUGUCCAUAUGGGAUAGGGCAGUGUGAUGGCGAUUGCAUCGUCUGUGGAUCUAUUGGGGCGGUAAGCAAAUUGAAGUGGGUCUAGGGUGACAGAUAAGGUAGAGGUGAUAUGAUCCUUGACUAGUCUCUCAAAGCACUUCAUGAUGACAGAGGUGAGUGCUACGGGGCGAUAGUCAUUUAGUUCAGUUACCUUUGCUUUCUUGGGUACAGGAACAAUGGUGGCCAUCUUGAAGCAUGUGGGAACAGCAGACUGGGAAAGGGAGAGAUUGAAUAUGUCUGUAAACACACCAGCCAGCUGGUCUGCGCAUGCUCUGAGGACUGCAAGCUACCCGGAACAUAUCCCAGUCCGCGUGAUCAAAACAAUCUUGAAGCGUGGAUUCCGAUUGGUCAGACCAGCGUUGAAUAGUCCUUAGAACAGGUACUUCCUGUUUGAGUUUCUGCCUAUAGGGAGGAGCAAAAUGGAGUUGUGGUCAGAUUUGCCGAAAGGAGGGCGGGGGAGGGCCUUAUAACCAUCCCGGAAGUUCGAAUAGCAAUGGUAGAGGAUUUUAGCAGCCCGAGUACAACAGUCGAUAUGUUGAUAGAACUUCGGCAGCCUAGUCCUCAAAUUUGCUUGUUAAAAUCCCCGGCUACAAUAAAUGCAGCCUCAGGAUAUGUGGUUUCCAGUUUGCAUAAAGUCCAGUGAAGUUCUUUGAGGGCCGUCGUGGUAUCGGCUUGAGGGGGGGAUAUACACGGCCGUGACUAUAACCGAAGAAAAUUAUCUUGGGAGAUAAUACGGUCGGCAUUUGAUUGUGAGAUAUUCUCGGGUGAACAAAAGGACUUGAGUUCCUGUAUGUUACUACAAUUACACCAUGAGUCGUUAAUCAUGAAACACACACCUCCGCCCUUCUGCUUCCCGGAGAGAUAUUUAUUUCUGUCUGCGCAAUGAACUGAGAACCCAUCUGGCUGGACCGAUUUCGAACAGAAUAUCCCCAGAGAGCCAUGUUUACGUGAAACAAAGUAUGUUACAGGCCUUGAUGUCUCUCUGGAAAGAAAUCCUUGCCCUGAGCUCGUCGACCUUGUUAUCCAAAGACUGAACAUUAGCGAGUAGUAUACUUGGAAGCGGUGGGUGGUGUGCGCGCCUCCUAAGUCGAACCAGCAGGCCACUCCGAGUGCCUCUCCUCCGCCGGCGAUGCUUUGGGUCAGCCGCAAAGAAUCUGCUUCGGGAAAGUCAUAUUCCUGGUCGUAAUGCUAGUGAGUUACCGCCGCUCUGAUGUCCAAUAGUUUUUCCCGGCUGUAUGUAAUGAUACAAAACACUUUCUGAGCUAAUAAUGUAAAAAAUUAUACAUAAAAAAAAAAAGAAAAUACAGCAAUGUUUCCUAAGAGCUAGUCGCGAGGCCGCCAUCUUCGUCGGCUACAAGCUUGUUCAACCAAAUGAAGAAGCAGCAUACCCACAUUUGUUUUUAAAUGGCAAGAGCACAUACUUUAGAAGGCUUUCAUCUACCUUGACACAUUUCAGAUUCAAGACAUAUCUGACAGAAGGAAGACUCCCAACUGUGAUGAUUUAACUGGGUAGUCAAAACAGUCUGUGACAGAAGUUAACUAAUUAUAUACAACAUCCCUUUAAUAAAAAUUAUAUUUCUAACGAAAACCUAUACUGUCAUUUCUUUUGAUGCGACCGGGAGACCCAUGGGGCGGCACACAAUUGGCCCAGUGUCGUCCAGGUAGGGGAGGGAAUGGCCGGCAGGGAUGUAGCUCAGUUGGUAGAGCAUGGCAUUUGCAAUGCCAGGGUUGUGGGUUCGAUUCCCACAGGGGGCCAGUAUGAAAAAAAAAUAAAAAAUGUAUGCACUAAAUGUAAGUCGCUCUGGAUAAGAGCGUCUGCUAAAAUGUAAAUGUAAAUGUAUGAUGCAAUUGUCACCAGUGACAACCUUGAUGCAGAAUUUGGAUAGAUAUAUUUCCUUGUAUUCACUGACUGGACAGGUAACGUUGUGGAAUAGGACCAUCAUUGUGAUUUUUCUUUCACUUUAGGGUAAGAAAUGUCACUACAACCAUCAGAGGUCAUAUGUUCCAACUCUGAUAUCCGUCUUAUAACUUGUGCCACAGGAAAGUGUGUGUUUCUUACCGUUUUUAAAAUUUGACCUAAGAAGUUUACGAAAGGAAAACCUGAGAUGGUAUCAAGGUGACCGUGCUGUUUCACAUCAUCACUUAGAUGUAUAAGGCCAUGUACAUUGUAUACCAAAUUCUUAUCCCCAUAGAUCUGGCCAAAGUGCUCUACAAAAGACACCAGCAAAGUUUUAGCGAAGUCACACAUCUGAACACAUAGGGAAGGACUAGCAAGAAUUGAUAUUGCAACUGAAAGGAGUAUGAAACUAUUGUACACCGGUGCACACAACAUUGUACAGCACAACUGGCCCAGUGUAUAACAAAACUGUCUGAAUUCAGUAGCCUUCCACCUGUGUCUUUCAGCAACAGCCCUAGGCUUUCUUGCAAACUCACAGGGAGUAUAGCUUUUUAGAGAAAGUAGAUUCUGAGACAACUGAGUAACCCUCUGAGAUGAUAACCGGCAUUGAAGUGGACCAGUGCUGCCACUCCAUAGCUCUAACAGUUUUCUUGUCACUCCAAGACAUACAAGGUGCAUGUAGUCAUGGGGAAAUGCUGUUACCAUACCAAAACUAAGUUUGGUUAGUGGGGAUGUCUCCUUGUGAUGUUCCUCAUCUGACUGUGCAUUAAAAAUUCUAUCAGUUCUUAGGACACAAUUACUCUCAGGAAAGGUCAUCCUACCUUGAAAAUGCAAACCAUAUCCUGUACAUUUAUCACACCCAGCAUAGCCCGUGUGUGACUUGAUGCCUUUGAUGAAAGCCUGUGCAGGGGCAUCACAAACUAAUUGUAAUGAAGAGUUGUUUCCCUUUAAACGUAAAGCCAGAGUGUAAAUGUUUUGUUUCUUACACUAAAUCCAACAAUUGUUUACAGACAGAUUAUUUCACUUAUAAUUCACUGUAUCACAAUUCCAGUGGGUCAGAAGUUUACGUACACUAAGUUGACUGUGCCUUUAAACAGCUUGGAAAAUUCCAGAAAAUUCAGAAGCUUCUGAUAGGCUAAUUGACAUCAUUUGAGUCAAUUGGAGGUGUACCUGUGGAUGUAUUUCAAGGCCGACCUUCAAACUCAGUGCCUCUUUGCUUGACAUCAUGGGAAAAUCAAAAGAAAUCAGCCAAGACCUAAAAAAAAAAUUGUAUACCUUCACAAGUCUGGUUCAUCCUUGGGAGAAAUUCCUAAACGCCUGAAGGUACCACGUUCAUCUGUACAAACAAUAGUACGCAAGUAUAAACACCAUGGGUCCACGCAGCCGUCAUACCGCUCAGGAAGGAGACGCAUUCUGUCUCCUAGAGAUGAACGUUCUUUGGUGCAAAAAGUGCAAAUCAAUCCCAGAACAACAGCAAAAGACCUUGUGUAGAUGCUGGAGGAAACAGGUACAAAAGUAUCUAUAUCCACAGUAAAACGAGUCCUAUAUCGACAUAACGUGAAAAGCCGCUCAGCAAGGAAGAAGCCACUGCUCCAAAACCGCCAUUAAAAAGCCAGGCUACAGUUUGCAACUGCACAUGGGGACAAAGAUUGUACUUUUUGGAGAAUUGUCCUCUGGUCUGAUGAAACAAAAAUAGAACUGUUUGGUCAUAAUGACCAUCAUUAUGUUUGGAGGAAAAAGGGGGUUACUUGCAAGCCGAAGUACACCAUCCCAACCGUGAAGCACUGGGGUGGCAGCAUCAUGCUGUGGGGGUGCUUUGCUGCAGGAGGGACUGGUGCACUUCACAGAAUACAUGGCAUCGUGAGGAACGAAAAUUGUGUGGAUAUAUUGAAGCAACAUCUCAAGACAUCAGUCAGGAAGUUAAAGCUUGGUCGCAAAUGGGUCUUCCAAAUGGACAAUGACCCCAAGCAUACUUCCAAAGUUGUGGCAAAAUGGCUUAAAAACAACAAAGUCAAGGUAUUGGAGUGGCCAUCACAAAGCACUGACCUCUAUCCUAUAGAAAACUUGUGGGCAGAACUGAAAAAGUUUGUGCGAGCAAGGAGGCCUACAAACCUGACUCAGUUACACCAGCUCUGUCUAGAGGAAUGGGCCAAAAUUCACCCAACUUAUUGUUGGAAGCUUGUAGAAGGCUACCUGAAACGUUUGACCCAAGUUAAACAAUUUAAAGGCAAUGCUACCAAAUACUAAUUGAGUGUAUGUAAACUUCUGACCCACUGGGAAUGUGAUGAAAUAAAUACAAGCUGAAAUAAAUCAUUCUCUCUACUAUUAUUCUGACAUUUCACAUUCUUAAAAUAAAGUGGUGAUCCUAACUGACCUAAGACAGUGAAUUUUUACUAGGAUUAAAUGUCAGGAAUUGUGAAAAACUGAGUUUAAAUAUAUUUGGCUAAGGUGUAUGUAAACUUCUGACUUCAACUGUAGCUGUACCAUGAUAUUUGCACUGUGAAGCGUACUGUAGCUGUGGCUAAGUAAACCUCGUAAUUGUCCUCCAAUAUUCCACCUGCUAAAACCUCCCCCCAUCUCAAGUUGGGUUGUCGUUCCAGUGACUGGCUGACCAUCCCUGUACACAUGGAUCCUAGGACCUUUAAGAGAUAGGGGCCCAUCCUUUAAAAAGAGUACAUGGUGCCACCUACAGUACAGAACCAGAUCCGCAGCCAACAUCAUUUUGAAAGCCUUCGCCUCAGUUGUAGAGGUGAAACUCACAAUAAAAUAAGACAGCGGGAGACUGUUUUGCGGCGCUCAAACACAAGUUGUUUAUUUUAAUAAAGGUAGGGGGGAACGGGGAGGGGAGAAAUAUAACUGAAAGGCCUCUCGGGUAACGGGGGGGUCACUAGGUGUCCGGCGUGGAGGCUCCUCGGACCGCCUGUGGUAAUGAACAACAAAAGAGAGAGUGCGAUGAGUCCGGGGUUUCAAUACUUGUUCUCAACUUGUGUCCGGUGGCGUGCUGCCCGGGAAUGGGUCCUCUUCCUUUAGGGGCAAAGAAAGGGAAGAGAGAGAGACAUGGGAGUCAAACAUUGCCUAGUAUCUUCUUUGGCGUCUGAUCGAGGUGAUUGUUAUACGCACCUGUCAGUCGCAGGACCUAGAAUGCCAUUGUAAUUUUUCAACUCAAAUGGCACAGAAUUCGUGGCACUCUCUGUAUAAAAGUCUGGCCAAAAACAAAUACACAGAUUUGACAGUCAAGCUAUUAGUAAAAUAAAAGCCAUCCCCUUUCACUAUGUAGAACUUCCUGAGAGGUGAUGAUUCGUUGAAGUUAAAGAAGAAAGCAACUGAUUUGUUUCGGCAGCCUCCCUUAAUCUCCGUCCGACAUUCUAGAAUUUAGAUGACUGUCUAAAACAAAUUCUCUUCUAUAACCAGUGAUGUGAAAAUGAUCAGAUUCUGUGUAACCUUUAAAUAGUGUUAGUUUAAAGAGCGCAUACAUCCCAAACAUUUGCCUCCUGUUCUAUUGAUUUCAACGUGAUAUCGAUGGAAAUGAUGUUUUAAAAAUAAUAAAGUUACACUUACCAUGUUGGCAACCCACUUGAAUCAAAAUGCAACACUUCAAAAUGUAGCUAGGUGUCUUCUGCAAGUUGUCCUCUAACCAGUGGUGUACACAUUAUUCUCAGAUUCCGUGUGGUUUUUGAGCUGUGUUCGUUUUAACGGGAAAGUUUUAACCUAAUAUCCCCCAUCUCGCGCUAUUGAUUUCAACGUGAUAAUCGAUAUGAGUGAUUGAUAAGUGUUGCGUUUCUGUUUUGGUGACCUCCGUAUCAAAAUGCAGCAUUCCAAAAUGUAGCUGACUGUUUUCUGCAGGUUGUCCUCUAACCAGUGAUGUUAAAAUCUCUUUAGUUUCAAUGUGGUUUUUGUGGUUGUGGUAGUUUCAACAGCGCAUACAACCUGAUUUCCUAAUCGAUAUGAGAGAUUUAUUGCCACAGGGUGUUUGGUGAUUGUGCAGUUUAUAAAGUGCUCGUUAAAAAAAAUACAAGUAAUAUGAUUACUAUUGUUGCACAUGUAUGUGUAGAUGGUAAAUGUCAAGUUUAGGUUUUCAAUAUAUAAAAUACUUUCUGCAUAUUGGUUAUUGAUUUGGGCUAUUUAUCAAAAUGGCUUGUCAACAGGAAGCAGCAACAACAUAAUUUUUAACUUACAUUUUAGGAAUAUAAACUGCACUUUCAACGUUAAUUUCCAAUAGUAUUGUAAUUAAUCAGGUAAACACUGCUGAAUGAGUCCAAAAACAUGCUGUGAUUGAUUUAUUUUGAUGAUAUACCAGAAAUCACCAAAACUGGUUUGCCCGAUAAUAGCAAUCUGUGUUGGUCAUUCCACUAAUCCUCAAGAAUAUCAGUCCACAUCCUUGUUAUGAGGUUUGUACUAACCUGGCUUGCGGAGUCAUCCCACCUGUAGUAGUUGGAGCAAAAACUUGUUCUGCGUUACAGGCCGACUAUAUUGCAGUAGCCUACCGGUUCUCACAAUGGCUGCAUAGGUGUUAAACGUAUCAGCUUAUCACAUCAUGUGAUGGGAAUCAAAACCUAUUCAAUCUGGUGCCCGACUGCACCAUCGAUGACAUGGCAUGCAACGAUUGCUCGUUGCUGCACACAGCAAGACUGCAAUGGAGUCAGCCUGGAACGCCACCUUGGUCACGUUGAAUGAGUAAUCCUCUUAAUGUAUUGUGUGUGUGUAGGUGGUCAAUAUGAGUACAUCUUGGUGGAAAAGCGGGGAGAGAAUCAGGAUGUGGGCUACAUUCAGUUGAACCGCCCCAAGGCUCUGAACGCUCUGUGUGACGGGCUGAUGCUGGAGCUGGGAAAAGCGCUGGACGCUUUCGAGGCCGACGGAACAGUGGGCGCCAUCGUCCUUACCGGCAGCGACAGGGCCUUCGCAGGUGAGGAUGUGUGUGUGAACGAGACGGAGAGAGAGAUGAGUGUGUGCACACAUCUGGUGUCUUUCACCUGAAAACUAUGUGUGUGUCUCAGCUGGGGCUGACAUUAAGGAGAUGCAGAAUCGUACCUUCCAGGAGUGUUAUGCCGGGAACUUCCUAGCUCACUGGAACAGAGUCUCUACCAUCAAGAAACCAGUCAUUGCUGCUGUCAACGGGUUCGCUGUGAGUACACACACACCAACACACACCUCAGUCAACAGGUACUCUGUUAUAACAGUAUACACUAGAGGUCUUCACGGGUCCAAAAGGUUGGACCCGUUCCGGAAUGGACCGGUGGCGUUCCCACCCGGACCCGAUAUGCAUAUACAGUGGGGAGAACAAGUAUUUGAUACACUGCCAAUUUUGCAGGUAUUCCUACUUACAAAGCAUGUAGAGGUCUGUAAUUUUUAUCAUAGGUACACUUCAACUGUGAGAGACGGAAUCUAAAACAAAAAUCCAGAAAAUCACAUUGUAUGAUUUUUAAGUAGUUAAUUAGCAUUUUAUUGCAUGACAUAAGUAUUUGAUACAUCAGAAAAGCAGAACUUAAUAUUUGGUACAGAAACCUUUGUUUGCAAUUACAGAGAUCAUACGUUUCCUGUAGGUCUUGACCAGGUUUGCACACACUGCAGCAGGGAUUUUGGCCCACUCCUCCAUACAGACCUUCUCCAGAUCCUUCAGGUUUCGGGGCUGUCGCUGGGCAAUACCGACUUUCAGCUCCCUCCAAAGAUUUUCUAUUGGGUUCAGGUCUGGAGACUGGCUAGGCCACUCCAGGACCUUGAGAUGCUUCUUACGGAGCCACUCCUUAGUUGCCCUGGCUGUGUGUUUGGGGUCGUUGUCAUGCUGGAAGACCCAGCCACGACCCAUCUUCAAUGCUCUUACUGAGGGAAGGAGGUUGUUGGCCAAGAUCUCGCGAUACAUGGCCCCAUCCAUCCUCCCCUCAAUACGGUGCAUUCGUCCUGUCCCCUUUGCAGAAAAGCAUCCCCAAAGAAUGAUGUUUCCACCUCCAUGCUUCACGGUUGGGAUGGUGUUCUUGGGGUUGUACUCAUCCUUCUUCUUCCUCCAAACACGGCGAGUGGAGUUUAGACCAAAAAGCUCUAUUUUUGUCUCAUCAGACCACAUGACCUUCUCCCAUUCCUCCUCUGGAUCAUCCAGAUGGUCAUUGGAAAACUUCAGACGGGCCUGGACAUGCGCUGGCUUGAGCAGGGGGACCUUGCGUGCGCUGCAGGAUUUUAAUCCAUGACGGCGUGGUGUGUUACUAAUGGUUUUCUUUGAGACUGUGGUCCCAGCUCUCUUCAGGUCAUUGACCAGGUCCUGCCGUGUAGUUCUGGGCUGAUGCCUCACCUUCCUCAUGAUCAUUGAUGCCCCACGAGGUGAGAUCUUGCAUGGAGACCCAGACCGAGGGUGAUUGACCGUCAUCUUGAACUUCUUCCAUUUUCUAAUAAUUGUGCCAACAGUUGUUGCCUUCUCACCAAGCUGCUUGCCUAUUGUCCUGUAGCCCAUCCCCGCCUUGUGCAGGUCUACAAUUUUAUCCCUGAUGUCCUUACACAGCUCUCUGGUCUUGGCCAUUGUGGAGAGGUUGGAGUCUGUUUGAUUGAGUGUGUGGACAGGUGUCUUUUAUACAGGUAACGAGUUCAAACAGGUGCAGUUAAUACAGGUAAUGAGUGGAGAACAGGAGGGCUUCUUAAAGAAAAUCUAACAGGUCUGUGAGAGCCGGAAUUCUUACUGGUUGGUAGGUGAUCAAAUACUUAUGUCAUGCAAUAAAAUGCAAAUGUAUUACUUAAAAAUCAUACAAUGUGAUUUUCUGGAUUUUUUAGAUUCCGUCUCUCACAGUUGAAGUGUACCUAUGAUAAAAAUUACAGACCUCUACAUGCUUUGUAAGUAGGAAAACCUGCAAAAUCUGCAGUGUAUCAAAUACUUGUUCUCCCCACUGUGUGUGUGUAUGUGUAUGUGUGUGUAUAUAUAUAUAUAUAUAUAUAUAUAUAUAUAUAUAUAUAUAUAUAUAUAUAUAUAUAUACAUAUACAUACAUACAUACAUACAUACAUACAUACAUACUUUUUUUUUUAUGGAGACCCAUUCCGAAUGGACUUGAGGGCAUUCAUACUCAUUUCAAAAAGUCCAGUGGAAAAACGGACCCAAACAGACCUGUGGCGAUUCGGAUCCGAGAGACUCGUUCAGAUCCGAGAGUAGAAAGAGAGAAAGAAACCUCUGACCUGGCGCCAUCAAUAAACGAGCGAUAUUGGCCAAAUUAGCCACAGUUAGGCCUACGUGUCCUUAAAAACAACCUAUAACAAAUUAAAAAUAUAUAUUCCUUGUUUCGAUGUGUGGCAUAUUCAAAACAUUAGCCUAUUGUUUUAUUGGUUUUUACUUUCCUAAAACAGUAAUUGUCCACUUCCAGGUUCAGCUGUAAGAGAUUUGAUGGCUAAAUGCACCAGAGCAUUGCAUGCAUAGGCCUAUAUGCGUCCACUGUAUGAUAUUAAUAGGCCUAUUUAAAAAAGUAAUAUAAAGGAAGAGAAAUUUAGGCCUAGCCCUAGAGAGAGGGAUGGAUGCCGGCAACAUGUUCCCCUAUACCGUCAUGCAUUUCUUUAUCCUUGCCAGAUAGGCUGUUGCUGCUGUACAGAUAUACUGUAGGCUUGCAGAAGGAGGCUAAUUAGUAAAUUUUCGAUCAGAAUAUUUUUUUAAGAUAAAGAUAAACAUUAUAUUGUUAGAUUAUAGAAGUACUGGUAGGCCUAAAACACUCUUCCUCACCUCAAGUUCAACUGUCGGAGUCCGAGGGAGGCACACUGCCUUCUCCACACCAAACCUUCACAAAAGUUUCUAAACUAGCCUAGCGGUUAGAUCGUUGGGCCAGUAACCGAAUGGUCGCUGGUUUGAAUACCCGAGCCGACAAUGUGAAAAAUCUGUCUGUGCUCUUACUACUAUGGCUGACCCUGUAAAACAACACCUAUUCGGUGUAUGUGACAAUAAAACAUAUUAUUAUAUUAUAAAAAGUAAGUCAAGCCAUUGUUGAAGGAAAAUACAAAAGGCUAUUUAUUAUAUUGUUGCAAACACAACUUUACAGUUGGAACUUAAAGAUGUCCACAUAGUCCUGCUUUGUGGCAUUUCGCAAAGGCUCUGUUAUACUGAUCGCACUAUACGUUUAUGUGCGUGUAGAUAUGGUUCUCCUUCUCCCGAGUGGCGCAGUGGCCUAAAGCACUGCAUCGCAGUGCUAGCUGUGCCACUAGAGAUCCUGGUUCGAAUUCAGGCUCUGCUGUAGCCGGCCGCAACCGGGAGACCAAUGGGGCGGCGCACAAUUGGUCCAGCGUCGUCCAGGGUAGGGGAGGGAAUGGCCGGCAGGGAGGUAGCUCAGUUGGUAGAGCAUGGCGUUUGCAACGCCAGGGUUGUGGGUUCGAUUCCCAUGGGGGGCCAGUAUGAAAAAAAAAAGAAUAAUGUAUGCACUAACUGUAAGUCGCUCUGGAUAAGAGCAUCUGCUAAAUGACGUAAAUGUAAAAAUGUAAAUGUUGUUCGAUAGAGCCAUUGUACGUCAUUCACCAAUGUUCCUAUUGUCGGAUUCAUUGCUAAAUAAAUACAAAUUCCAGUCUCUGAAAGACUACAACUUGUGUUGGGUGGUGCUUCGUGCUCUGGCCCCCGUCCCUUCCCCAAGGCAGGCUUUUUUUUUAAAGAGACUGACACUAACAAAACAGUCCUUUGGGCAAAACUGAAAGAACUGACCAGAUGCAAUGGGUUCAAGUGAUUCCUUUCAUCAACACGAAUUCGACAAUGGAGGAUCUAUUAGCUACAUGGUGACAUUCAACCAUACAUGUUUCAACCGGAACAUAGCGAAGAGGAUAUAGCUAACGUUAGAAGCUCAGCUAUGAGCCGAAGCUAGCACCAAGAGGCCAGAUGACAAAUACGGUGCCUAGCUAAGUUAUUUUUCCUGCCACCUAGCUAGCUAUCUAACUUUAGUUUAUCUACUGAAACCCAUAUUGUGUAUUGUUGGCUUGCUCUCUAACAUACUACUGUGUUACAGUGGGGGAUAAAUAUAUUUUUAUGUUUGCUAACUUUGCUAAACAAUUACGGUAGCCAUAUACAGUGAUCCCUCGCCACUUCGCGGUUCACUUAUCGCGGAUUCGCUAUUUCGCGGAUUUUCAUAAUGCAUUUUUUUUUUUUUGGUGCAUUGUGCUCUGCAUUCUGAUUCGCUAAAAACUCACUCCCGCUUCUUGUAUCAAAACAUGCUACGAAUUCUGCUAUCAUUUUGUCGUCUCGUGCAGUUAUGUGUACGUACAUAAAACAGCUUGGCAAAUUUACAUUAAGUUGGCCAAAUUAUCUUGUAAUUUCGAACAUCUCCUAAACCCAUAAUGUCGACGAAACGGCCUGGACCGACAAAAGCACCUGCGGAUGGGCCCAAACGGCGGAAGAUGCUACCUAUCUCAGAUAAAGUUAAACUUCUGGACAUGCUAAGGGAAGGUAAAUGACAAAGCCACAAAGCGACGAUGAAAGAGAAGAGGGAGAAGAGGACACGAGAGAUGAGGAGGAAGGACUAACGCUUGGUCGCUUAGCAACCAUGGUGCGAAUGGCCACUGAACUUAAGCGAGUAGCUGAGGAAUGGGACCCUUUGAUGAGCCGUUCAUUACAGUUCUCCAACGUAAUCGAUGGUGGCAUGUCGGUGUACAAGGAUCUUUUUGCAAAGAAGAAAAAAGAGCGACAACAGCUGCCUAUCACUAUGUUCUUCUCCCGAACAAACACACCUGCACCGCGGGCUUCAGAAGAAGAGAACACUGCAGAGCGCAGUCAGGAUGCAGCGGCCCAGUCUGAAGAGCAGUGAAACGGCCUACACGUGAGUCACUGUAUUUGUAUACAUGUAAUAGUUGCUAAUUGUAAAAAAAAAAAGUUUUCUAUUUCGCGGAUUUCACUUAUCGCGGGUCAUUUUCGGAACGUAACCCCCGCGAUAAACGAGGGAUUACUGUAUGACAAAAAAUAGGUUUUACAAUCAAAAAACUUUUGUACCUUGAUUCUUCUCUUUUUAGUCUUAGAUAUGGCUGCUAAACAGCAAGCUGCAACGUUACAACCAGCCACCUAAAGCUAGGUUUACCAGCAAACAGCACAUUAAUGGAGUUGGCUAGCUAGUUAGCCUGGCACCUGCUAACUUGUCAUGCGCCAUGCCUCGCAUUUGUAACUUGUUAGUAAACGUGUAACAUCAGCAAUUGUAAAUAAUUUGACUAGCUAGUUAUGUAACAUACACUAUAUAUACAAAAGAAUGUGGACACCCCUUCAAAUUAGUGGAUUCGGCUAUCCUGUUGCUGACGGGUGAAUAAAAUCGAGCACACAGCCAUGCAAUCUCCAUAGACAAACAUUAGCAGUAGAAUGGCCUUACUGAUGAGCUCAGUGGUACCGUCAUAGGAUGCCCCCUUUCCAACAAGUCAGUUCAUCAAAUUUCUGCCCUGCUAGAGCUGCCCCGGUCAACUGUAAGUGCUGUUAUUGUGAAGUGACAACGGCUCAGCCACUAAGUGGUAGGCCACACAAGCUCACAGAACGGGAAUGCCGAGUGCUGAGGCGCAUGGCGCGUAAAAAUUGUCUGUCCUCGGUUGCAACACUCACUACCGAGUUCCAAACUGCUUCUGGAAGCAACAUCAGCACAAUAACUGUUAGUCAGGAGCUUCAUGAAAUGGGUUUCCAUUGCCGAGCAGCCGCACACAAGCUUAAGUUCACCAUGCGCAAUGCCAAGCAUCGGCUGGAGUGGUGUAAAGUUCACCGCCAUUGGACUGGAUCAGUGGAAACGCUUUCUCUGGAGUGAUGAUUCACGCUUCACCAUCUGGCAAUCCGACGGACGAAUAUGGGUUUGGUGGAUGCCAGGAGAAUGCUACCUGCCCAAAUGCAUAGUGCCAACUGUAACGUUUGGUGGAGGAGGAAUAAUGGUAUGGGGCUGUUUUUCAUGGUUUGAGCUAGCCCCCUUAGUUUCAGUGAAGGGAAAUCUCAACGAUACAAUGACAUUCUAGACAAUUCUGUGCUUCCAACUUUGUGGCAACUGUUUGGGGAAGGCCCUUUCCUGUUUCAGCAUGAAAGUGCCCCCGUGCACAAAGCGAGGUCCAUACAGAAAUGGUUUGUCGAGAUCGGUGUGGAAGAACUUGACUGGCCUGCACAGAGCCCUGACCUCGACCCCAUCGAACACCUUUGGGAUGAAUUGGAACGCCUACUGCGAGCCAGGCCUAAUCGUCCAACAUCAGUGCCCAACCUCACUAAUGCUCUUGUGGCUGAAUGGAAGCAAGUCCCCGCAGCAAUGUUCCAACAUCUAGUGGAAAGCCUUCCCAGAAGAGUGGAGGCUGUUAUAGCAGCAAAGGGGGGACCAACUCCAUAGUAAUGCCCAUGAUUUUGGAAUGAGAUGUUCGACGAGCAGAUGUCCACAAACUUUUGGUCAUAUAGUGUAAUUGAUGAGGGUUGACAUUGGUUAUGAUUUUUUAUUUUUAUUUUAUUUAACUAGGCAAGUCGUUUAAUAACAAAUUCUUAUUUACAAUGAUGGCCUACCCCGGCCAAACUCGGACAACGCUGGGCCAAUUGUGUGCCGCCCUAUGGGACUCCCAAUCACGGCCGGAUUGUGAUACAGCCUGGAAUCGAACCAGGGUCUGUAGUGAUGCCUCUAGCACUGAGAUGCAGUGCCUUAGACCACUGCGCCACUUGGGAGCCUAAAUGAUUAGUGAUGACCGUGGAUGCAUUUCAAUCUCACAAAAUUAUAGGCAUGACGCAAGAUAGGAUUCCAAACAGAUGUAAAUAACAAGCGUUGUAUAUCCAGCAAGCUAUCUAAGAUUACAAGCAAACAGUGAGAAACAAUAAUGCAACAAUUUACUGUUGUAAAUCUCUAAAACUGAAGCUGGUUCUACUAUUUAACCUAAGCAUGCCCGAGAGACAUGGCUGUAGGUAUACAUUUCUAUGGUCGGGUCACUGUGCAAAGGUUGAGAGGUAUGCCAUAUGUCUUUCUAUUAUGCUAGAUAUUGUUGUAAAUGUAAACUCUGUCCCUGUGCACGUGUAUGCAUGUUCAACUAGUCUAAAGUUCAACUGUCGUUCAAACUGUACAAUAGAGUAUUAUUUAUUUAUUUUAGUCUUACAGACAAUACCGUGUGGUGCCUGGCCUUCUUCCUGGAGUAUGCUAUUCUGUCGUCAAUGGAUGAAUGGGUGAUAGAAACCGAUAAUGGUGCAUGUGACUUCAGUUAAGUUUUGGAUAGCCGCCGAUUUUUAAACCAAGUACACGCUCAAUGGCUUUCCAUAUCUGGGGAUAGAUUCAACCAAUUUCCCUGGCAGACAAGUUGAUUGCGAAGAAGACUAGCCUGCUAGGAACAGUGAACAAACAAAGGUGGGAGCUGCCCCCCUCUGCACAACACAACACAACAUACCAGCGGAGCUGUACUCCACAUCAGUGAUAAAAGCAACACUCACGGUGUACAGAUGUAAAAUAAAGAAAAUGUUUGCAUCCUCAGCACCAUGCAGCCCACUGGAUCUGGCAUGUGAGCUUCGUGAGCCGCCAAGCAGGCCGCUAAGGCAGCAGGUCCUGCUCUCCCUCUUCCCCAAGCACCGCAGCUCCCACUCAGAAAAAAUAAGACACAAUGUCAAGUCGGCAGGUGCACACGAAACAAGGCCCAUGAAAACUGUGUGCAGUGUAACCGAUUUUGUUUGUGGGGCUUGCUCACACAAAGCCCGAAGCUGUGUGCUGACCGUGGAUCCGAAGCAUAAAGAGAAGACGUGUUUAAUUAAUGUUUACAGUGUCCGAUACCAUUAACAAAUGACUGUUUUUAUCUUGUCAUGAAUAUUUCUUUACGCAAUUAAUCCUUUACAACAUGCACUGGGGCUUUUGUUUAGGAGUACAGUGAAUAAUUUCACCUGCGCACCUGGCUGGUUAUAUUAUUAUUAUUAUGAUUAUUAUUAUUAUCUUUUUUGUUUCUACUUUGUCAAAAUAAUCUGUAACUGGACUUUAUUAAUUAUUAUAACUCUUACUAAUCAAAUCUAUGUUUGUUUUUAUCGGCUAUAGGCCUUCGUCUUUCCUAGGACUUUGUAGAAUUAUACGAAACAUAUCCUUGACUCGAUCUAAACAAGUAACUUGUUAUUAUUUUUAUUUAUAUAUUUCCAUUAAUAUUCCUUCAUGCAAUUAAUCCUUUACAAUAGUUCAUGCACUAUUUAUCAAGCAUGUUUGCGCACCUUGCGGGUUGGUAUGCAUCUGAUGCAUAUGCUAAAGGGGACGCCCGGCAAUGUUCUCUAGCGGGUACUUGUAUGCUGAAAGGCCAGGUGGUUCUAGUGUUAAUUCACAGGAACACAUCAGCAGGAGGGUUGUGCUUCCUCCUGUCACUUCUCACACUACAUACAGUUGAAGUCGGAAGUUUACAUACACUUAGUUUGGAGUCAUUAAAACUCGUUUUUCAACCACUCCACAAAUUUCUUGUUAACAAACUAUAGUUUUGGCAAGUCGGUUAGGACAUCUACUUUGUGCACGACAUAAGUAAUUUUUCCAACAAUUGUUUACAGACAGAUUAUUUCACGUAUAAUUCACUGUAUCACAAUUCCAGUGGGUCAGAAGUUUACAUACACUAAGUUGACUGUGCCUUUUUAAACAGCUUGGAAAAUUCCAGAAAAUGAUGUCAUGGCUUUAGAAGCUUCUGAUAGGCCAAUUGGGCGGCAGGUAGCUUAGUGGUUAAGAGCGUUGUGCCAGUAACCGAAAGGUCGCUGUUUCUAAUCCCCGAGCCGACUAGCUGAAAAAUCUGUCGAUGUGCCCUUGAGCAAGGCACUUAACCCUAAUUGCUCCUGUAAGUCGCUCUGGAUAAGAGCGUCUGCUAAAUGACUAUAAAUGUAAAAAUUGGAGGUGUACCUGUGGAUGUAUUUCAAGGCCUUGAAAAAGAAAAGGAAAGGUAUACCCUGAUGAAGACAGCUUGUCUGUCGAAAAUAAAUUAUUGCAUCUGAGCUCCUAGAGUGUGCGGCUUUCCUUUUCUUUUUCAAGUGUUUUACGCCGUCAGCCAGCACCUCGCCUAAAUAUGUGUGCGUUUCUUUCCACUUUGUAUUUCAAGGCCUACCUUCAAACUCAGUGCCUCUUUGCUUGACAUCAUGGGAAAAUCAAAAGAAAUCAGCCAAGACCUCAGAAAAAAAUUUGUAGACCUCCACAAGUCUGGUUCAUCGUUGGGAGCAAUUUCCAAACGCCUGAAGGUACCACGUUCAUCUGUACAAACAAUAGUACGCAAGUAUAAACACCAUGGGACCACGCAGCCGUCAUACCGCUCAGGAAGGAGACGAGUUCUGUCUCCUAGAGAUGAACGUAUUUUGGUGCAAAUCAAUCCCAGAACAACAGCAAAGGACCUUGUGAAGAUGCUGGAGGAAACAGGUACAAAAGUAUCUAUAUCCACAGUAAAACAAGUCCUAUUUCGACAUAACCUGAAAGGCCGCUCAGCAAGGAAGAAGCCACUGCUCCAAAACCGCCAUAAAAAAGCCAGACUACGGUUUGCAACUGCACAUGGGGACAAAGAUUGUACUUUUUGGAGAAACGUCCUCUGGUCUGAUGAAACAAAAAUAGAACUGUUUGGCCAUAAUGACCAUCGUUAUGUUUGGAGGAAAAAGGGGAAGGCUUGCAAGCCGAAGAACACCAUCCCAACCGUGAAGCACUGGGGUGGCAGCAUCAUGCUGUGGGGGUGCUUUGCUGCAGGAGGGACUGGUGCACUUCACAAAAUAGAUGGCAUCAUGAGGAAGGAAAAUUAUGUGGAUAUAUUGAAGCAACAUCUCAAGACAUCAGUCAGGAAGUUAAAGCUUGGUCGCAAAUGGGUCUUCCAAAUAGACAAUGACCCCAAGCAUCCUUCCAGUUGUGGCAAAAUGGCUUAAGUUGUGGCAAAAUGGCUUAAGGACAACAAAGUCAAGGUAUUGGAGUGGCCAUCACAAAGCCCUGACCUCAAUCCUAUAGAAAGUUUGUGGGCAGAACUGAAAAAGUGUGUGCGAGCAAGGAGGCCUACAAACCUGACUCAGUUACUCCAGUUCUGUCAGGAGGAAUGGGCCAAAAUUUACCGAACUUAUUGUGGGAAGCUUGUGGAAGGCUACCCGAAACGUUUGACCCAAGUUAAACAAUUUAAAGGCAAUGCUACCAAAUACUAAUUGAGUGUAUGUAAACUUCUGACCCACUGGGAAUGUGAUGAAAGAAAUAAAAGCUUAAAUAAAAUCAUUCUCUCUACUAUUAUUCUGACAUUUCACAUUCUUAAAAUAAAGUGGUGAUUUUUUACUAGGAUUAAAUGUCAGGAAUUGUGAAAAACUGAGUUUAAAUGUAUUUGGCUAAGGUGUAUGUAAACUUCCGACUUCAACUGUAGCUAACGUUAUGUUACAUCUAAUCGAGAAUCUUUCAUUUUGUUGUGAAGGAAACAAUCUAUGGUAUCGCAUCACUUCUCAGCUAGUGUCGAAAUGCAUUCCCCAUCAGUUCAGCCUGAAAAUCCCUCUGAUAAUCUUUGGUCAUCAUACGGCGCAUCAUUCUUGAUAGCAGCAAGCCACUGGCAGCAUCAGGGUAAAUCUCUGGUAGGUAGAACGGUGAAAGGUAACUCAUUUUCGUGCUUGUUUGUAAUUAGCACAGCCAGGCACAGAACACCACAUGCAUUAUUACAAACAUUAGUGGAAAACGAACACUGUCAAAACAAAUCUUGCCUACAGAAGUUCUGAGAUUGCUGUGUGUUGUUCGUUCGAAGUACAUAAUGCAAUCAUCCAAGUUUGUGGGCACGCCCCAUCUACCUUAGCUGGCAGUAUCUGCAUUCGCUAUGAAUGCCGGUUCACAAUGAGCAGAUUAAUACACAGGAAGUCGAAACUUCCUGAUUCUACCAGUGAAAUCUAAAUGUGCUAGUUCUAGCUUGUGGUUUGGAUAAUUGGGAUGUUUAUGAUUAAAACGUAAUGUUAAUAUAGUAAUGACAGUAUGCUGUGGCAGAGCCAGGGUGAAAUUCCCUUUUAAUUUGGCCAAAGAAAAUGUCACCAAAAUGAAACACUUGUUUCAUAUUUAAAGAACUGGUAUAAACCUUCAUAACAGUUUUGAACAGCCUAUAUUGCAGCAAUUACCAACAAAGGUGAGUCCCUAAAGUACCCAACAAAUGACAGAAAUGGGCUUGUUAAGAUGUAUUUUACAACAGGCCUACUUACACUGAGUACUGUAUACCAAACAUUAGGAACACCUUCUUAAUAUUGAGUUGCAUCUCCCCCCUUUUGCCCUCAGAACAGCCUCAAUUCGUUGGGGCAUGGAAUCUACAAGGUGUCGAAAGCGUUCAACAGGGAUGCUGGCCCAUGUUGACUCCAAUGCUUCCCACAGUUGUUAAUAAUAAUAAUAAUAAUAAUAAUAAUAUGCCAUUUAGCAGACGCUUUUAUCCAAAGCGACUUGCAGUCAUGCGUGCAUACAUUUUUGUGUAUGGGUGGUCCCGGGGAUCGAACCCACUACCCUGGCGUUACAAGUGCCGUGCUCUACCAGUUGAGCUACAGAGGACCUGUCUCCUCCCCUUCAUCUACACUGAUUUGAAGUGGAUUUAACAAGUGACACCAAUAAGGGAUCAUGUUUUUAAUGUUUUGUAUACUCAGUGUAUAACCUAAAUACGGAGCACAAAAUUAAAAAGACAGUUCAAACUUUAAUUUAGCCAACAAAAAUGUCUCAACAGAAUGAAUCAAAACACUUCAACGUUCUUCUCAUCUUGGUCCGCUACGAUAUUAAAACUUGUCCACGGAUUCCCAUGUCGGCUUCUUUUCACUACACUCCUUCUCCUCUAACUUUAGUUUUACUUCAAUGAAAAAGGUCUUAGGUCAAGUCUCCUCUCUCUUGCGCUCUCUCUCUCUUCAGCAGCAAGCGCACGUGAGGUGAACGGCCGGAACCAGUUUCAGCUGGACCUGGCCGGCCUAUGCUAUACGCUGACACAGAUAACAAGCUCACACAGUUUUCUCAUCACCUCACACAUUAAAUUAAGAGGAUGGGUCCAGUCAGUAAAUCAAUUUUAAUUGCACAUACUGAGACCUGUGGCAAUUAUAUCAGACACGACCCAGAUCCGAGACAAAAGUGUGUGUUAACAUUCUUUCUGUGUGUGCUCUCUUGUGUGUCUCUUGCUCUCUCGCUAUGUAUUUUUUUGUAGUUGGGGGGAGGCUGUGAGCUUGCUAUGAUGUGUGACAUCAUCUUUGCUGGAGAGAAGGCUCAGUUUGGACAGCCAGAGAUCCUUUUGGGAACAAUCCCAGGUACAAAUAAUAAUAAUCCCUGAUCAAUGUGGAUUGAAAAUAGUUCAGUCUGUCUGUUGGUCUGUAGAUGAACUGUACUCUGUGUGUAGGUGCUGGUGGUACUCAGAGACUGACAAGGGCAGUGGGGAAAUCUCUCGCCAUGGAGAUGGUACUGACUGGAGACAGGAUCACAGCACAGGAGGCUAAACAGUCAGGUAUCACACACACAAACCUCACAUUAUACACACAAAGGAGGGUAAACGGUCAGGUAACUCGCAGACACACACAGGAGGCUAAACAGUCAGGUAACUUGCACGUAAGCACACACACACAGGAGGCUAAACAGUCAUAACACGCACAAACCUCACAUACACACACUUACCAUGCUCUCUCUCUCUCUUAGGUCUGGUGAGUAAGAUCUGUCCAGUAGACCAAUUGGUGUCAGAAGCUAUUAAAUGUGGGGAGAAGAUCGCUGCCAACUCCAAGAUCGUGUCUGCCAUGGCUAAAGAGGCCGUCAACGCAGGUUAGAGAGCUGUUCUGAUUUUUACAUAUUUGACCGUACAAUGAUAUGUGAGAUGUUUAGAUAUUUCAUGUUUUGUGAACUUGAAUCAAAUAUGUAAAUGUUUGAAAUAUCUAAUUCCCUAGUCUUUUAUUGCUUUAGUUGUAUUAAUUAAUGCAAGUUCUAACGUGUGUUGGUGUGUAGCCUACGAGCUGACGCUGGCUGAAGGGAAUCGUCUGGAAAAGAGAUUAUUUCACUCGACCUUCGCCACGGUCAGUCAAUCUACUGAUAUUCUCUUAUUCAGAUCAACUGUUUUCUUAGGAAGCUCCUUUUGGCAUAACCUGGUCGUACAUGCCACCAUUUCUCAAGUGUGUGUUCUGUGUGUACUCACUGACAUUGUGUUUCCUAUCACAGGAGGACCGUAAGGAGGGCAUGACAGCGUUUGUGGAGAAGAGAAAGGCCAAUUUCAAGGACCAGUAG